AUGUACAGAGUAUCUGAAAUACCAAGAGGUUCUGACCCUGAUUCAUAUUUUUCUUCAAUAUACAAACCUGCCUCUGGUACGUCAAGGACCACCGCUGGUCCCUCAAGUGGGACGAAGAGGAGUUCCCGUGUAAAUUAUAAUUUCCAAUCACUGGAAGCACAAGCUCAUGGAAACACAGUGCCAACCACGCAAGCCGAGGAAAAGGCCUCAAAUAAGCGAUUUGAAGAACUGAAUAGAGAGAAUUACAAUGAACAAGCCAAGAUAGAGAUCCCCAAGAGUGGUCUAGAAGCAUUUACUAAGCAUAGACGAUUGAAGCCAGGCGAAACAGCAUCCACUAAAAGAAUUCUGGCCAGUCGAAAAACAUUGGUGAAUUACGUUGAGGAAGUUGAUCCCCAAUUAAUGAAAAUUUUCAAAGCAACUACAGUUCCCAGUAACAGAAGACAUUUGAAAAAGCUGUGUUCCAUUUGCGGUAACAAUGCUCCCGCUACAUGUGUCAAAUGUGGAGCCAGAUUUUGCAGCGUAAGUUGCGGAAGAACUCAUGAGGAAACGAGAUGUACGUGGUAA
Komagataella phaffii GS115 is the source of this 564-nucleotide messenger RNA. RefSeq lists its product as hypothetical. Gene Ontology annotation, molecular function: nucleosome binding. NCBI's taxonomy places the organism in Eukaryota, Fungi, Ascomycota, Pichiomycetes, Pichiales, Pichiaceae. The transcript has a single exon. Gene Ontology annotation, biological process: chromatin remodeling. The coding region runs from base 1 to 564 and encodes 187 amino acids. Gene Ontology annotation, cellular component: Swr1 complex. The record is from RefSeq and is a predicted model, not a curated record.